AUGAAGAAAUACAACCACAUUCAAACGAAGUGCAAGAAUUACAAUCACCAUUCGGAAGGCUCUCUUCCUCACAGAUGCGGGACCCCGGCGCUCGGCCGGCGCACUAAGUCAUCCAACGCUGCCAAGAAUGCGUCCGAGGCUCAUAUCGCCUGUCAGGUAGCACAUAAAAUCGAGAGCCAACGUGUGCGUCGAAAACGAAACGAGAGGCGACAAGAGAGAAAGGCUGCCAAAACUCUAAGUGCUAUACUUCUAGCUUUCAUAAUCACGUGGACACCGUAUAACAUAUUCGCCGUCGUUGGGUCAUUUUGCCUGGCGUGUAUACAUCCCACAGUGUAUGCAUGCGGUUAUUGGUUGUGCUACAUCAACUCAACUGUCAACCCGUUCUGCUACGCUUUGUGCAAUGCGAAUUUCCGGAAGACAUUCUGGAAAAUCCUCCGGUGCAAGUGCAAAACAGGGUUUAACCGCGGACAUAAAGGUUCCAAAAGCGUAAUUCAACAUGCCUGGUUCGGUAUAAACAGUCGUCCAAAUUCCUGAUUAACAGUGCAAGCUAUAUAAGAAUGUGUAAUUAUUUGUAAAUACAUUUUGUAAUAAAUUUUCGAGAAAUACAUAUAUAUAAAAACAGUAGUCGACGAAAGAAAGUGAACAAAUGCAUUAAUUCGAACUCUUCUAACAUGUGUGACAUAUUGUUUGUGAACUGUCUACUUUUUAAUUGACACAACGACCGGUAAAACACCCUCUAUAAAAUCAAUAUUUAAUGAAAAAAAUAUGGGAGAAAAACUGAUCCUCUGCAAAUUUUUAAACGACUGAGAAAUCAAAUGUACAAAAUGUGAAAGGAAACUAUUCAUCACGUUGAGGUUAUUGAUAUUUAUUUUGCGAACGGAAAUUGGGUACAAGUAUACAUUUGUUAAUGAAACUAGUAUAUACACUAAGCCAGUUCUGACUCGUUGAUUUACUGUCAGGUGGAGGUCUUAAAAAUGUGCUAGAGAAAUCAUUGUAAAUAUACACCAUCGUAGAUGUUACAACUAAAAUAUUGUUCUUGACUCAUAAAAAGUAGCUUCCAAAUCAUACAAACGAAAUCUCUUAAACAGACACGACAUCUAGAUUAAAGAAACAUGUUAUAUAAAUUGCUUAUUACUUUGAUUACAUAACGUAUUGACUUUUUGAAUUGAUUAAUAAUUUUUAAAUGUAUUAUUUACUGAAUGGUUUGGAUUUUAAUUGCUUGCUUUUCAGACGGUUGAAAAAUUCAAGUGGCCAAGUUCCCUAAAUGCACGUUAUUUUUCUCUGUUUUACGUCAAUCGCCUCAAACGUAGUAAUUUGAAUAUUAAAACGAGUCAUGCAAUUGUAUUUUCUAAGCAUGAAUAAUAUCGGAAAAAACAAAGUUUAAUCAGAUGAAAAUUUCUGGCAGCAAUAAGAACUGCUAUUUUGAUAACAAAGCAAAACGGCUAUUAACAUUAAUCCCACAUAAUUAUGUAUUC
Dreissena polymorpha is the source of this 1475-nucleotide messenger RNA. RefSeq names its product muscarinic acetylcholine receptor M3-like. The record is from RefSeq and is a predicted model, not a curated record. Gene Ontology annotation, molecular function: G protein-coupled acetylcholine receptor activity. Bases 1 to 534 code for a protein of 177 amino acids. Gene Ontology annotation, biological process: adenylate cyclase-activating adrenergic receptor signaling pathway. Lineage: Eukaryota; Metazoa; Mollusca; Bivalvia; Myida; Dreissenidae. The transcript has 2 exons. Gene Ontology annotation, cellular component: plasma membrane.